UAGUCGUUUCAUAGGCGACAGUUGCAGGCGAACGCGUGUAUAAAUGUGAGCACAUACUGUUAAGAUGAGUAGUUAAGGUCUCAACUUUUAAGCAGCCUUGUUUCCGUGUACGUCAUAUCCCACGUUAAGGCACCGAUUGGUGGAGAAUGAAGUUAGGUUCAUAGACUUUACAUGGUAAGCAGCGGACACGAACCAUGAUUGAAAUAUCUGACAGCGACAGUGAUGGGGAGACAAGGACGAAACGGUCAAACCCACCUCCGAAACGACGACGUAUUACUGACCCUUCAUCCAUCUCAGCCGUUCCCGUUUACUCCAAUAAGGUAAACAGCUGUCUAAAACUGAAGCCACAUGUCUUCACACAAGUCGACUUCACAGGGGAUGACGAAGAAGCCCCUCUGUGGUCACCAUCUCCACCCAGAAGUAAGACCAAGCCAAUGAGUAUUACUGUGAGUGACUCAGAAGAGGAGCCAGAGCAAAAUGAACCUCAAGGGCACAUCAAAUCCCCCUCUCCACCCCCACCCCCCUGUAAUCCAUUGUUCACCCAAACUCGCCGGACAAAGAAAAAAAUAAGAGAGAUCAAUAAGAAGCUGGAUGCAAUUGGUUCUCUCAUGUGUCCAUCACCUGAAAGACCAGAGGAUAUUCCUCAAUAUAGUGAUUGUCCCUCCCCCAUAAGCAACUGUGAUGAAUCUGACGACAUCAUAAUCAUUUCCUCUGAAGAUAAACAGAAAAGGCUUCUGCGCAAACCUGAGUACAGAGAAAAUGUCCGAAAGAUUUCAUUGAAAUUUCGCUGGCGAACAGAUGUGUACAAAAUCCCAGUGCUUUCGACAGAUCCUUUGAGUAAGGCUGUGGAUCAGUUAUCUGUCAAACUUAAAGUCCAACCCUCUCAAAUACUGUUACUCAGGAAAGACACUGAGCUUCCCAUACACUCCACAGCAACUGAGUUAAAUCUUGGCAUUGCGGACAUCAUAGACUGUGUUGUAAUAAUGGAGGACAAGGAAGAGGAAAGCAACAGCCGUGAUGUCAUCACUGUGCGACUCCAGGGCAAAGAGAAAGGAUCUGCACAAGAAUAUGCCUUACAUAAGCAUGCUCCUCUGGGUUCAGUCCUGUCACAAUAUAUGGCUACUCUCCCUGUCACUGCUAAGCAAAACGUUAUAUUCCACUUUGAUGGCUCAAAGGUCACACAUAAUCAGACCCCUUCAGAACUGGAUAUGGAAGAUGGUGAUGUCAUUGAGGUCUGGGUCUGACAUCUGUAAAAAUGGUUAUUUUUGUAUAAUUUGAUACCCAAAAAUAGAAAUUGGGGGUUUUACAUGUUUUAAAAAACAUUGAUAUAUUUCUCCAGUGUAGUUUUUUUUUUUAUUUGU
Electrophorus electricus (electric eel) is the source of this 1361-nucleotide messenger RNA. RefSeq names its product nuclear factor of activated T cells 2 interacting protein (gene nfatc2ip). Lineage: Eukaryota; Metazoa; Chordata; Actinopteri; Gymnotiformes; Gymnotidae. The record is from RefSeq and is a predicted model, not a curated record. Gene Ontology annotation, biological process: cytokine production; positive regulation of transcription by RNA polymerase II.